Molecule: messenger RNA, 1238 nt
Organism: Spea bombifrons (plains spadefoot toad)
Lineage: Eukaryota; Metazoa; Chordata; Amphibia; Anura; Pelobatidae
Gene: XCR1
Product: X-C motif chemokine receptor 1
Exons: 1
Coding region: 24-1043 (339 amino acids)
Biological process (GO): immune response; chemotaxis; G protein-coupled receptor signaling pathway
Cellular component (GO): membrane
Molecular function (GO): chemokine receptor activity
Source: RefSeq, a predicted model, not a curated record
UUCUUUGAGAAAAAAUACAAAUCAUGGAAGAUUCAACAUAUAUGAACUUUUCAGAGAUAUAUACAAAUUUUUAUGAUGGAUUCAUUGAACCUUGUAAUAAGGAAGAUGUUUCUAAAUUCGCAACUCUCCUCACUACCAUUUUGAAUUCAUUCCUUUUUAUCUUUAGCAUUAUAGGAAAUUCCCUGGUGUUGUGGGUUCUCAUUGCAUAUGAAAAUUUUGUGUCUCUGACAAACGUUUUCAUUUUCAACCUUUCCAUUGCUGAUCUGAUUUUAACAUUGUGUCUUCCAUUUUUUAUUGUGUAUCACAGAGAAGGUUGGGUUUUUGGACCAGUGGCUUGCAAAACAUUUAAUGCACUUUUUUCAGUGGGAUUCUACAGUGGGAUUAUUUUCUUGACAUUCAUGACCUAUCAUCGUUACCUUGCAGUGGUGGAUCCCUUGUCAGCUCUGAAAACCAGAAGACCUAUAUUUGGUAUACUCACCAGUAUAGUAGCAUGGGUAAUGAGUAUAUCUGCCUCUGUUCCUAUAAUAAUAUUUCAAGUUCAGUUUAACCAUGAUGAUUUUAAAAAGUGUGAAUACAUCGAUAUUCUCCCACAGUUAGUAAACAAUUAUCAACAGAAUAUGUGCUUUCUGAUUGCUUUCUCUGUUAUCAUUGUUUGUUACUUUAACAUUAUUAGGACAUUGUUGAGAUCUCAAUCCCAAAGGAAUCACAAACCAGUCAAACUAAUAUUAAUCAUAGUGUUUGUAUAUUUUGUUAGUUGGGCACCUUACAAUAUUGUUGUGCUACUGCACUCCUUACACCAACAACACAUUUUCAUGGACUGCAAGUUUGUUAAAAAUAUUGAUUAUGCAAAAUAUGUUACUGAAAAAUUAGCAAUAUCACAUUGUUGUCUAAAUCCUAUACUAUAUGCUCUUGUUGGGAUCAAAUUUAGACGCCAUUUAAAGCGAUUGAUAAAUUACUAUUGUCCAUUUAAAUAUAAUGUACACCAAUCUUUAAGUAGAGAUUUACACUAUUACUCUCACAAUGAGGAUGUAUCUCUUUAUUGAGUGUAUCUGUGAAUUCUGGUAUAUUCAAAUUAUUAGAACAGCUUAUUUUUUACGUUUGAUUUUCUUUGUAUUUGUAAAUAACUUUGCUAAUAUAGAAAAUUGGCUACAAUCAUACAUGAAAUCUCUCUAAAAGCUUAUGUUAAGAUGAUAUACUUUUUGUGCAAUAUGCAUUUUGAGGAUUAAAUCCUAUUAUCA